CUCCUUGGGUCUGUCCGAUUUGUCGCCUGAAUGAAACAUAAAAGCGACGCAGCCUCCAGCAGGGCAUUGGUUGAGGCGAUAAAACCGACCACAACCUUCCUCUACAUCGCUUCUGCUCCUCUUCAAGCAUUCCCAGUCAGGCCGAUCGCAGCGCUCCGUGUGCUGGACCUUGAGGCGCCAGCAUGGACCCUAGAAAAGUGAGCGAACUGAAGAGCUUCGUGCAGCUAUGCGAGUCCAAUCCAGGGAUCCUGCACCUUCCAGAGAUGGGCUUCUUCCGCACCUGGCUGCAGAGUAUGGGCGCUAAUAUCCCUCCGCUGGCUAAGAAACAGGAUUCAUGCCAGGGUGGCUGUCCAUGCGGUCCUUCUCCUUCAGCAGCGUCGCCUCCUGAGCCGGAGUCUCCAGUGGACCCUGAGAGCGAGGAGAGUGAAAUAGAAAUCGACAACGAGGGAGUGAUUGAGCCAGACACAGAUGAGCCGCAGGAGAUGGGAGAGUUUGAAAACGCGGAGAUUACAGAGGAGAUGAUGGACCAGGCCAAUGAAAAGAAGACUGAGGCUAUCAACGCUCUUGGAGAAGGUGAUCUUCAGAAAGCUUUGGAUCUUUUCACAGAAGCCAUCAAGCUGAACCCUCGUGUUGCCAUUCUUUAUGCCAAGAGGGCGAGUGUGUACAUUAAGAUGCAGAAACCCAACGCGGCCAUCAGAGACUGCAACAGAGCCAUCAGCAUCAACCCAGACUCUGCACAGCCCUACAAGUGGAGGGGCAAAGCACACAGGCUGCUUGGUCACUGGGAGGAGGCAGCCAAAGACCUGGCCAUGGCCUGUAAGCUGGACUACGACGAGGACGCCAGCGCGCUGCUAAAGGAAGUCCAGCCCAAGGCUAAUAAAAUUCUGGAGCACAGACGCAAAUAUGAGCGGAAGAGGGAAGAGAAGGAGAUUAAACAGAAACAGGAGCGCAUAAAGAAAGCCAGAGAGGAGCACGCACGAGCACAGAGGGAAGAGGAAACCCGACAGUUUGGAGGAGGAUUCUUCCCAGGAGCUGCUGGAUUCCCGGGGGGGGUCCCUGCUGGUAUGCCCGGUCUGGGUGAUUUCCUCUCAGAUCCCGAGGUUCUCAACGCCAUGAAGGACCCUGAGGUCAUGGCUGCAUUCCAGGAUGUUGCCCAGAACCCGGCCAACAUCUCCAAGUAUCAAAACAACCCCAAAAUCAUGGCUCUGGUCACCAAGCUGAGUUCCAAGUUCGGAGCCCCCCCGCAGCCGUAGGCGGGAAGGAGACCAGAACCGAGUGGUGGGAGGAUCCAGAGAGCGCCGCUUUUCAACAAUUGUUCACUGUGUUUAGUUCAGAGUGGGGGGGUGAUGUCAAACUGGUGCGAUGUCACAGAAAAAAAAAAAAAACCUGUUGAGCAACUUUUUUGCGAUGUUCUUACUCAGCCUGUUAGCACUUCACUGAACCAGUUAAUGAGGGGGGGUUCAGAUUCUUGGGCCACCUCUCAGACGGGACUUUUCUUAACCUCUGUCGCUGGAACGGCUGAUAUGAAGCCGCCUGCAUUAAGACUCUAGUGUUUCCUACAAACAUUUAAAUACAUUGUCCAGUUUUUGGUUUUGUUUUUUUCCCUCUGGUUUUCUCUGAACUCUGUCUUAGAUCACUCACACAGCUGUCGGUGUGCUUUAUCUGAUCUGUUGAAGCUAAAGAAAGUACUAAUGUUAAUGUUUUAACCUGCUG
Messenger RNA from Cyprinodon variegatus (sheepshead minnow), 1713 nucleotides. It is a transcript of the gene st13, whose product is annotated as suppression of tumorigenicity 13 (colon carcinoma) (Hsp70 interacting protein). The coding region runs from base 183 to 1253 and encodes 356 amino acids. The transcript has 13 exons. Lineage: Eukaryota; Metazoa; Chordata; Actinopteri; Cyprinodontiformes; Cyprinodontidae. The record is from RefSeq and is a predicted model, not a curated record. Gene Ontology annotation, molecular function: protein dimerization activity; Hsp70 protein binding.